AUGUUCACCAAGGCUAUUGUCAUCUUCUUCGCCGGCCUGGCCGCUGCGCAAAAGCAUGCUCCCGUUGGCGAGCCCAAGGGCAACCCCAUCUCCAAGCCUUUGAACGAGAUUGUCCCCGCCUGCAAGCCCUUUACCAUCACCUGGGAGCCAACCACCCCCAACACCGUCUCCAUCUUGCUCCUCAAGGGUCCCUCCACCAACGUAGUCAAGUUUGGUCCUGCUCUCGCUGAGGGUAUCGCCAACAGCGGAACCUUGAGCUGGACCCCUUCUUCCGACCUCGAGGAGACCGCUACCGCUCAGGGUUACGGAAUCCAGAUCAUCGACGAUGUCACUGGCCAGUACCAAUACUCCACCCAGUUCGGUAUCUCGAAGAAAGAAUGCGGUGCCGCUUCCAGCGCUCCUGUCUCCACCCCCGCUGCCAGCACUCCUGCUGCCAGCACUCCUGCUGCCAGCACCCCUGCGCCCGUCACGAGCACCGCCGCCGGCGCCACCCCCAUGGCUCCUCACCCAACCACCACCAUCUGCACCACUGCUGGCCCUUACGCAAACGCCACCGUUGUUGUUCCCGUUGGCACUGGUUCCAUGACUCUUUCUCCCUCUGCUUCCAUGCCCGGCAACGCCACUACCUCGCACCCUCCCGAGGUCACUGUCAACGCCGCCUCUGGUGUCCAGGCCGGCCUCACCUUCGCCGGUGCCGUUGCCGCCAUGGCCAUGAUGAUCUAAGCAGUCUCCCCGACUCGUUGAAAUCUCGCACUACUGUCUUGCUACAUUUCUACGUCCUCUCGGAACUCUACAUCAUGAUUCUGAUUUCUUAACAUACCUCCCUCCGGUUGAUUUCGUUUGGGUAGAUACCAUUUUGUGUUUGUUCUUUGUCAAGGUUGACGGGUGUAAAUCUUUAGUGGAAUGGAAAUGCGAGACUUUUGCAUAGCUGCUGGCACCAUGCGCUACUAAAAGAGAUUAUUGACUCGUCUCAUGCUAAUGAAACUUAUACCCUCUUUGUCA
Pyrenophora tritici-repentis Pt-1C-BFP is the source of this 1002-nucleotide messenger RNA. RefSeq names its product RTX toxins and related Ca2+-binding protein. Lineage: Eukaryota; Fungi; Ascomycota; Dothideomycetes; Pleosporales; Pleosporaceae. The record is from RefSeq and is a predicted model, not a curated record.